Molecule: messenger RNA, 1959 nt
Organism: Pseudovirgaria hyperparasitica
Lineage: Eukaryota; Fungi; Ascomycota; Dothideomycetes; Acrospermales; Acrospermaceae
Exons: 3
Coding region: 1-1959 (652 amino acids)
Source: RefSeq, a predicted model, not a curated record
AUGGCUUAUCAAUCACUCCAAGGACCACACUUGGAUGAAGACUCAAUCUUCCAAGAAGACAUAGCCCAGGUCAAUGAUCCCAGGGACGAAAUCAUUGGCUCUAGAGACCAUUCCGACUCCAGAGAUCACUUAGUCUCAGAGCCACUGAGUCUCCACAAAUCAAAUAAGACGCCUCUUGUACAAGCCAAAGAAGACAGCCGUCACCACUGGAGCAACUCCACUAGCACGACAGUCGAUAAACCUGAGUCUGGCAGUCUCAGAUCAUGGAACAAGGUGCCUCGUCUCAGAAAGUCUGAUACCUGGACUCUUGAGAUCAUUUCGUUGACCUUUGGGCUCGGAGCAGUUGCAGCUAUUAUUGGAGUCAUGUCGAGGUUCAAUGGGCGCGCUCUUCCAGAAUGGCCAUAUUACAUUACGCUCAAUGCACUCAUUGCGCUGCUGGCUACUAUUGCCAAUGCCACGCUAUCCGUCAGUUUGAGUAGUGGUAUCUCGCAGUCCAAGUGGAUACGCUUCAAGACAAGUGACGCGCCCCUUUCUGAUAUGGAGGUAUUUGAUGAUGCGAGCCGAGGGACAUGGGGCUCGAUUGUCAUGCUUACGACUGGAAGAGGAGGACUUCUCGGAUCUUUUGGUGCUGUUAUUGCUAUCCUUGGCCUUGCUCUUGGCCCCUUUGCACAGCAAGUGGCGGCGUAUAGAACAAGAUGGGUAGAAAGUGACGUCGGUGCUGAAAUUCCUCGUGCGCUCAACUUCACUCCAGCACUCAUGGGCAACACAAGUACAACUGGCUUCGUCCCAAUCUUGCCGCUCAAAGCGGCCGUGUACAACGGUCUCUUCGCCGAGAACAAUCGCCCUGUUGCAUCUCUCCCUUUCAAUUGUCAAAGCGGAAACUGCAUCUGGGAGCCCUAUGAGUCUCUCGCAGUGUGUCACGAAUGUGUGGAUAUCAGUUCACUCAUGACCCGAUACUGCCCACCUGAAUUCGGUCCUACGCAGAACAUCUCUCAGUGCGGAUGGCAGAUACCACAGGGCGGACAGCUAAACACCAGUUCUGACGUUUUCAGCAUGACUUCUUUCAUACCAUCGGCCUACGGUGACAUGCCUCACUCCACACUAAUCCGAAUCAUAUUCAUGGGCACCGAGUACCAAGACACCCCAGAGCAGCUCAACCCUUGGGCAAAACAAUGCACACUCCAGACAUGUGUCAACACACUACAUUCAACCGUCACAAACGGCACGCUCUCCGAGAACACGUCAGACUCGGUCCUUAACCACACCGUACUCGACAUAUCCUCACCUUCAGAGACAUCAGACUACGGCGUCUACAUAAAAGGCACAUUCCCCACUGAGCCCCCAUUCCUGCUCAGCAUGGGCGCCCUACUAAGUAUCCGAGGCUGGUUCAGCGCCAUCUUCGCCAACGGCUCCGCAACACGCACAACGUCCGACUUCACCCGUAGCAUCACCGACCCCGACCGCGCCGUCGUCGUCAAUCUCACUGUGGGCAUCUCGUCUGGAGAAACGUUUUUCGACAGCGACAUCGUGACUGCAUUCUACUGGAACUACUACGAGUACGCCGACGGGCUGAACAUGCUGAUGAGCGACCUUGCUGUUUCAAUGACGACUGCGUUUCGCGGCUUCAACGGUGCGGUUCCUGUACAAGGCAAGGCGCUGAGCGCGGAGUCGUACGUGCAUGUGCGAUGGGGCUUUGUGGUCCUACCGGUAGCGGUGGUGUUUUUGACAGUUGCGUUUCUGGUUGCUGCGAUGUUGAGCACGAGGGCGACGAAGACAACGUUGUGGAAGAGUAGUGCAUUGGCCGUGUUGCUGCAUGGGCUAGAUCAGGAGACGCGGGAGAAAUUCGUGCUGGGGGAUGGACUGCACAAGCAUAAAAGGCAGGCGAAGAAUGUUAGAGUUAGGUUAGAUGUGAAUAGCGAGAAGGAGGUGCUGUUGAGGGGGUGUGGGACGAAAUGUUAA